Messenger RNA from Cotesia congregata, 1202 nucleotides. Lineage: Eukaryota; Metazoa; Arthropoda; Insecta; Hymenoptera; Braconidae. The record is from the annotation of a GenBank genome assembly.
GAUUUUCCUAUGCUGUGGGUUGGAAUCCGCUUAUGCUUAAUUUUAUCGGUGCGUGGCCAUUCAAGUCUAACAAGGGAAUUAAGAAAUACAAAAUAUGGUUUUCCUUUUUUUGUGUGUUAAUUUUUAUAUGGAUUCCACUGACAGCAAGUGUUUAUCCACUUUGGGGAAAUAUGGACGCCGUUAUUGAAUGUCUAUCCAUAAUUAUUCCACUCAUUAUUGCUCUGAUGAAAUUGGUCAUUUUUUAUUACUAUAAAAAAGAAAUGCGGAUAUUGAUUAAUUCAGUUGCUAAAGAUUGGGCGGUUGCGAGAAAAAAAGAAGAAAAAUUACCGAUGAUAAAAAUGGCGAAACUAAGCAGAAUAAUUUCAAUUAUUUCUGUUUUUCUUAUCAACAUUACUAUUAUUGCAUAUUUACUAUUUAAGAUUUGGCUGGCAUUAAAAAUGAAGAAAGAACAAAUAAUCAACGAUUCAAAUUUAGUUUUUAAUCUUCUUUAUACAGCGUAUUUACCUUACUCUACUAGAGAAUAUAAAUACUAUUUACCCACUUGGGCUGUUCAGUGUUUCACGACAUACUUCUCAACAACUGCCUACGCAUCCUUUGAUAGUUUCUUGUCCAUGAUUUUGUUACAUAUUUGUGGCCAAUUAACAGUUGUUGGAAUAUCACUAAAAGAUCUUAUUAACAAAACAAAUUCAGAAAAUUUAUAUCUAUUCCAAAAGAAUUUUGGACGAAUCAUAAAACGUCACGAAGAGCUAAACCAGUUGAUUAAAUUGAUCGAUAAUUCUUUUUGCAUUAUUUUGCUCCCUCAAAUGCUUGUAUGCACUUUGGCAUUUUGUUUUCAAGGCUACGUUUUAGCUUCAAGUUUGAUUGAUAACGAAAGUAAUGAUAUGUCGAUACUUGAAAUGAUGUUUUUUAGUUCAUAUAUGAUUUACACUCUUAUUCAUCUUUUUAUUUAUUGUUAUAUUGGUGACUGCUUAUCUUACAAUGUAAGUCUAGAUCAGAAUAUGUCAAUAAAUCAAUGGUGUUAUGAAAGCAAAUGGUACAACUUACCUUUCAAAGAAGCUCGAUUAUUGAUAUUUAUUAAUUUUCGUACAUACAAGCCUCUUGUUAUAACAGCCGGGAAAUUUUGCGCAUUCUCAAGGCAUCUUUUUCUUAUUUUAAAGACUUCUUUUGGCUAUUUGUCAAUGCUUUUGACAAUAAAACAAUAA